AUGAGACAGGAUGUUGUCAACAAUAAACUUAAGGAUGUCCCACCUAAGAAUACUGUUGAGUCAGCUUCAAGGAUUGAUGAUGUUCAUGCACCUGUUACUCAUGCUAGUGGUCUGAAAGGUUCAUCUGGAAAAUCCAGUGAUAGCUUUGGUACCAAAGUAGCGGAUGUAUUAUCAGAAGCUGCUGGCAAUGAUGUUGCUGCAAAGUACCACAUCAAAAUUAGUAUAGCAGACAAAAUUGCAUUAUGGGUUGUCGGUGUACCUUCUUUUUGUCUCAGUGAUGAGUUUGAUCCCAGCGGCAAUGGUGAGUCCAAGCAAGCUGAGAAUGCACAUGCUGAUGCCCAAUGUGAUGUUGGUAAUACUCAUGGCAGAGAUCGUAUCGAGCAUUCAAAUAGACAAGAGCAAACUAAUGCGACAGGAUGUGCUGGUAAUCGUUCUUCAUCUUCUGGAUACAAGUCUUCUUCAGUUAAGAGUUUCAUGUAUUUGGAGGAAUCCAAAUUAGGGCAAAGCAACCAAUCUGGGAGUAGUAAAGUUCCCUUCGUUAGCUCCGAAGAUUCAGGAGCACAUCAAGUUAAGCAAGGCAUCUCUGAACCGGAGUGCUCCUCAAUGGCCUUGCCCUGUUUCCCAGGUCCCAUUGAGCCCACCCCCAUUGAUGUUGAUGAUUCACAGAGCUCUCCAAAGUCUCCAGAUGUUGUUGUCACUGGUCAAAAAUAUGGAUACCCACACUGGACUCCAAAGUCUCCAGAUGUUUUUGUUACCAAAACUACAUUUUUCAAGGCAAGUUGUGAAGCACAGGCGAAAAAGGCUAAUCAAAUGUACAAUGAUGACCAGGUUUCAUGUUUCAAGAGAUUGGAGGUCAUAGGUUUCAUGCUUGGAUCUUCUUCUAAAGGAGAUGUUCCACGUCGGAAGAGACGUAUACUGGUACCUAAUUCGUAUUUUAGGGAUUUUGAGGUGAAUAAAUGCACUGCUAGGAUACACUUUUCUGUUAACGAGAAGUUAGCAUAUGAGUGUUUGAUGUUCUACUCUGUGUCUCCCGAGCACUCCAAAGAGGUUGUAAUUAAUUAUGGGAAAGUCUGUGUGACAUUUCAUGAGCUUGGGUCAUCGUUAAGUCGCACUGACAAGGUUCCUGUUCACAGUCAUGUGAUUAAUGCUCUAUGCCGUAAGCUUUUCAAAGAUAGACAUCCCAGUGUUUCACGCCGGCAUUACUUCUUCUCUACUGCUGGAGACUAUUUGAUCCGAAAUGAAGGAAAUUUAAACUACCACAAAAACAAUUGUGAGAGGUGCUUCAGGUUUGCGAACCAGUGUUUCAGUUUCAUGUCCUCAGACCUAGUAUGUAUGUAUUUUAAAAUUUCUUAAUAUUUACUAUACUCAGACUAGUGUUUCAGUUUCUUGUCGUGAGACCAUUUUUUUUUACAGUUGUUUUUUCCUAUAUGUCAUGAGAACCAUUGGUUUGUUUUCAUCGUUGCAAUUCGAGAUGGUUAUUUUGUAUUCUUCGAUUCCGGCUUUGGGGAGAAUCAUUACUUUCAGGAGAAAGCAAGAUCAGUCAUUAUACCAAAUUUUGUCAAGGCUUGGGAUGAAUUCAUCGGUUAUAAUUAUGAGUUUGAAGAUUUUGUUAUUCACUAUGCGCCAGUGCCAAAACAAGAUAUAGAAUAUUGGUCGAAACAUGAUGAUGGUAUUUUUGUAAUGAAAUACCUUGAAUUGUGGGAUCCUUAUAUGAAUAUGAUGGUUCAAUUCCAGCCGUCCAGUAUUAAUGAUAUAAGAGUUAAGUAUGUUUCUGAAAUGAUCUUCAGCAAGCACAAUGAGAUGAAUUCUGCAAAGGAGCUAAUUUCAAACUUUGAAGCUAUGAAUAACAUCAUGAUGUCCGCCAACUUUCAGCCUGCAAGCUCCCUCAACUUUUAGUUCUGUGUAGGAUGUCGUGCAGUCAUGAUUACUGCUUCUGUAAAUACCAGUAGUGAAUGUUAUGGUAUUGUAGUAUGAUAUGGUGACAUGACAGCUUUGUGUACUAUGUUUAGUUUUACAUAUGGUGGCAUCAACUCUGUAACUGAUAUUGUGGUUCCUGCUUUUCUGCUAGUUCGUUAGGUUCUAUAAUUUGCAUUUUACCUGAA
This is a messenger RNA of Panicum virgatum (switchgrass), 2102 nucleotides long. RefSeq lists its product as uncharacterized. Bases 1 to 1353 code for a protein of 450 amino acids. Lineage: Eukaryota; Viridiplantae; Streptophyta; Magnoliopsida; Poales; Poaceae. The record is from RefSeq and is a predicted model, not a curated record. The transcript has 10 exons.